Knipowitschia caucasica is the source of this 339-nucleotide messenger RNA. Lineage: Eukaryota; Metazoa; Chordata; Actinopteri; Gobiiformes; Gobiidae. The record is from the annotation of a GenBank genome assembly.
AUGACAGCGCAGCCUGAGGAGGACCCCAGCCCUGGACCAGAGCCCGACUCGUUUGGGGAGCCACUAUACGAGGAGGUGGGGGACUUCGGCCUGCAGGUCCUGCAGUCCCUGCAGACCAGCUUCAGAUCCAGCAUCGCUGCAGAGACACAUGAAGUCUCCGUCCACCCACCCGUCGUGGAGGAGACCGGGAGCUGUGAUGAGGACCCAUCAGAUGCCCCGUCCAGUCCCUCUUCAGAGGAACUGCUGCUGAAGGAGCUGGAGACAGCCCUGGGAGGAGGAGAGGAGCCCGAGGAGGCAGGGCAGAGGACAGUGGAGGAUGAGGGGCCGUACGACGUGUAG